This is a messenger RNA of Daucus carota subsp. sativus, 2015 nucleotides long. RefSeq lists its product as uncharacterized. The record is from RefSeq and is a predicted model, not a curated record. The transcript has 3 exons. Bases 459 to 1910 code for a protein of 483 amino acids. Lineage: Eukaryota; Viridiplantae; Streptophyta; Magnoliopsida; Apiales; Apiaceae.
UGGAUAAUAUGAUAAAUUCUUCAAAAUUGAUAACAGGGACGGAUGAAAAUGAUCGAUGAUGGUCGAUCGUCUUGCAUCUCGCCGAAGCUUAAAAAGAAUGCAGCAGAUGAUUGCGUUUCAAGUGUAAAAAAGCAUCUCAUCUCAUGUUGGAUGAUGAAACAGAUAUAUGGUCCAAAGGAAGGUGCUGAGAAAGAGAUGGGAAUUGAGUUAUUUCUUUAGUUGCAAUAUAUUCACCAUCGCUUGAACAACUUUUCCUGUAGAGGUUAUCAAAAAUGCUCCUUGCUAGUGUAGAUCUUGCUUGUGGCGAUGAGAUUUUGACAAUUGGAGCAAUGAUUGAGAUGUAUUCUAGAGAAAAGCAAGCUUAAGCUGACCAAAAAGGGGCUAAUAUAUACGAGGCCUGGAAAGCAAAAGGGUUUCCAGGACUCGUAUAAAUCAUUAGAGAUCAGCUCCUUACCCUCAUGGACAGAGUUAUUCGUCAUCAAGGUCACGGGGAGCACACACUCACAUUACAGAGACAAGCGUUUUUUAGGUGUGAUGCUUGUUGGGAGGAGACUAAUGAUUAUUCCUAUGUAUGCUUGACGUGUGAUUUUUGGAUCCAUAAGAAGUGUGCUUUCACUCCUCCCAUCAUUCCAGCUCCUGCGUAUCACCACCAUCCUCUCACUCUUAUCUUCUGUAUUCCUGACAUGCUUCGCUAUUUCAGUCGAUACUGUCCCAUCUGCAAGGAACGAGUUCAAGCCUUCUGCUGGUCUUAUUACUGUCACAAAUGCACAUUUUUUGUGCAUUUGAAAUGUUCAACAACCACAGUGUCUUUAAUAGAUGAGACUGAAGAUAACGACAUUGGUGACAAUGAAGCUGAUUUGGUACAGUUUCCUCUGCCCGACGACGAAUCACUACUUGAUUUGAUUAUCACCCAGUGUAGCAAGUUCCUAGUUGAAACUCAGGGUGAGGGUGACAACCGUAGUGAUCCACAUAUUAUUGAUCACUGGACUCACCCGAACCAUCCAUUGGCACUGCACCAGUUUACUGUCGGUGUGGAUGAUGAUGAUAUAAGAGUGUUGAUAUGCGAUGCGUGUGUUCAACCCAUAUCAAUUAGGCGUCCAAGUUACUAUGCGUGCACUGAAUGUGGUUACUUCCUCCACUCCUUCUGUGCCAAUAAGUUGCCAGCUAACUUGCCUGUCGGAGCCUCUCCAUUUCACCCCCGCCAUUCACUCGUUCUUACCCGACAGUAUAAAUUCUUUAGUUUUGUGACAUGUGGAAUUUGCAGAUACCAUACGAACGGGCUCUAUUAUCGUUGUAAGACUUGUAAUAUCAGAUUCGACAUACGUUGUGUAUUCUUGCCCACCAGGAUUCGACAUAAGUCUCACAAACACCACUCCCUUGUUCAGUCUCGGCCCUUGGAUACAAAAUGUGAUGCAAGUGAGAUUAAAUUUGAUGGAAUAAGAUAUGCAUGUGAAACUUGCAGUCGCUUCCAGAUCAGUGUAACAUGUGCAUUUUAUCCCAGUAGGAUGAAACACAGAUACGAGGAUCACUCCCUAAUCUUGAGACAUCCUCCAUUCGUCUACGAAGGAGUAUUCUACUGUCAAAUAUGCGAAGAACAAGUUAAUAAUCAGUGGUGGCUUUAUCACUGCGACGAAUGCAACCAGUCUUUCCACUAUAACUGCGUCCGUUGGACUGAAAGCGUCAAGGUAGGAAGAAGAAUUAAACAUAGUUUUCGCAAUCAAGAACACACACUGACGUUGGUUUUAAAGAAUGCCCGACGAAGGAAUUCUCCGCCCUACUUGUGUGGCAUUUGUGGACAAGGCCACACGUUACAGUAUUUUUUUGAAUGUGAAGGAUGCGGAUAUCUUGCAUGCAUAUUCUGUAUUAGAAGAGUCAGGGCCGUUUGGGAUUUUUUUGAGGUCCUGUGCUGACUUUAAAAAUGAGACCUUUCCAAACGACAAAACAAAAUUUUAAUAUAUUUAAAAUAGCAAGAUAUCAUAAACAAAAUUAGACUAAUACAACUGAAAAUUUGUUUU